Messenger RNA from Ceraceosorus bombacis, 3086 nucleotides. The record is from the annotation of a GenBank genome assembly. Lineage: Eukaryota; Fungi; Basidiomycota; Exobasidiomycetes; Ceraceosorales; Ceraceosoraceae.
AUGCUCAGCAUCGCCCAUACGCAUUGCAGGCGCCAAGCAAGACACCUCAAGGCUUCUCGAAUGCUCCCUCAGUCCUGGCAAGCAGCAUUUGGAGGCACGAAAGCUGCUGAACAAGCAGCUGCGCAUACGCAGCAUGCCUCGACCCAAGAUCCGUCCAACGAUGGACUGGCAGUGGAGCAGAAAGAAGCUAGGGAGGCGAGCGCCGAGUUACCUUCGCAGCAUGAUGCCCCGCACUCUCUCAGCAGUCGAACGGCUGAAAGUGGCGCCGCGGGGGCGGCGGGACAGUCGGCGUCAGUGAGUGCGCCCCGAGAAGCCGUCGAUCUUGACGAUACCCGACAGAGGGCAUCCUUUGAGCUCGCAGCCUAUCCAGCAUCACACGAUGGCAUCUCUCAAGCCACGCAAAAUCUGGUCCACACAACGCACGACGGGCCAAUCUAUCGAAGCAUUGAUCCUUCUCGUCCAUUGCGCUCCAAGGUGCAGACGGCCAAGCGACGAAGUUCGAGCCCCGUCUCGGCACGUCGGUCAUCUGAAAGUGUGGCGAGAGAUCGUGAGGGGCCGUUGGAGGAUAGGAGUGCAGAAGAUCCUUCCGGGACCAACGAGUUGCGUCAAGCCUUGGCAGAGGCCAAGAUGGACCCCUUGCCUUCUGUCAUUCCUGCUCCUGCGCGAGCGCACAUUGCUCCCGACAAGAGUCCGCAAAGCCGAGCGCAAAUCACUUUACAGGCAAGCGGUCGCGUGGUGGCAGCUCAAGCCGAGCGGCCAGGACCAGCAGGGAACGGCCGGACUAGCAUGCCUCACGUUCCGCCGAGCUGGCUCGGUGCCUUAGGCUUCGCGGCCUCCAGCAGAGCGGACGGCUCAAGCGAGAGGACACAUAGACGGCAAACCUCAAAAGCAUCUGCAGGGUCCAUGGAAGGUGACGAUAGAGUCGAAGAGCCAGCGUCCCCCGCCGCGAAAGCAGGAGCAUCAGCUCCAUCCCUACUUCGUUCCCUCUCUUCUCACAGCAGUCGAGGCUACGCUGCUCCAACUUUGGGACUGAACAGGCAUGGCCUCAUUACCACCAGCAUUGGCUCUCCUGGUACUUCCGCGAGCGCUGGAGGGCCGUCUAACGCUCCACCCGAGUUACCAGCUGCCGCUCACACGGCCAUAUCUGCAAGGCAAUUUGGAAGCUUGGCCCGCAGUGGCUCACCAGUUCACGAUGAAUCACAGCGGAGAGGUCCAUGGAGCGGAGAGGCAGCAGUCAGGCGAUUCUCAACAAACGCAAAUCAAACAUACCUGGACGACGUGGAAGACGUGCCCUCUUUUUGGGACUUUGAGUUGAGCAAUGAUGCUGAGCACACGGCCGGUGAAAAGCCCCAGCAGCCAUCGACAACGCAUGGCAAGGAGGAGACAGGAUUUGUUGGCGCCAUGUCGAGGUUACGAACCGCUAUGGGCCUGCAACCCCCGGGCACCAAUGAUUGGUGGACCUCACAUCGAGUCACCCUGGAAAACGCCCUGGCGAAGGCUUCGGAAGCAGCUCAAUCCACAUCCUCCGGCAUGAUGACGGCGGCAAAGAAAGGAGAGGAAGAGACUGCAAAGACCGGCAAAGCCGCACGGGACACGUACGACUCUGAUGCGGUAGAGAUCACGCCGCUGCGAGAGCAAAAGACUUGGGAGAUACCCAAACACCCCAUCGUGCUAGCACAUGGCUUGUUCGGUUUCUCUUCGUUGGCUUUGGGACCCGUCACCAUCAACUACUGGCGGGGCAUUUCGGAAAUGUUGCAGAAGAGAGGCACCGAAUUCAUCGUGGCUCGUGUACCAGCAAGCGCGACGAUUGAAGAGAGGGCAGAAGCCUUGAGGGAUAUCAUAGAGAAGGAAUUUCCCAAUCGCGACAUUUCACUAAUCGGACAUAGCAUGGGAGGACUGGAUUGUCGAUACUUGAUUUCGAGGCUGGAGAACAAGUCGUUUCGAGUAAGAUCUCUGACUACCAUUGCUACGCCACAUCGAGGCUCUAGCUUUGCAGACUUCAUGAUACAGCAAGUGAUUGGCGAAGAGAAUAUGCCGCGAGCACUCGCCCUCGUCAAGGCUCUUUCCAUUCCCGGAGGUGGAGGAGCUUUCAAACAGCUGCAGUUAGGUCCCAUGCAGAAAUUCAACGAAGCGGUGAGCGGGCUAUGUGAUUCGGCGAAGCGUCCCAGCUACACAUGCUCACGUCCUUCAUUGCGAGACGGCUCACAGACACCCAACGUGGACGGCGUCAAAUGUAAGCUCCUUCGAUGGCAAUGACCGAGCGUCGUGAUCUCUCACUUUACUGCAAUGUUUUUUCUCGACCGUCUGCUAGAUUUCUCUUACGGAGCAGCCUUCCAGCCUGGCAUGUUUAGCGAAUGGCGCGUGCCCUUUGGCAUAAUCUACGAGCAAGAGGGGGCCAAUGAUGGCCUGGUCAGCGUCAAGAGCUCCAAGUGGGGCGAAUACGCAGGCACGCUCGGGGCCAACCAUUUGGAACUCAUUGGUGAGCUCGUCCGGAUUGCUCACACCUGGCUAGUUCAAUGGCGCUGAAACCCUGCUCUGUUAUGCUAUCCAGGCUGGGUCAACGCCGUCAAGUCGCAGUGGCAGCGCAUGACUGGUGGAGAAGAACCUUUCGACCCAAACAGGUCAGUCUCGCAGCAGAUCCUCAUUUCGCGCUAUGACCUGCUCGUCCUGCUGGGUGCAGCAUCGCUAGUCUGAGCCAACGGAUUCUGAAGCUCUGUUCUGCUUUCCUUCAACUCAUAUAGGCUCUAUUUACAGAUCUGCGACGACCUCGCUCGGGAAGGCUUCUGAUCCAUAUGGGGCGUAUGUGGCCACCGCCGCUCAUCCAACGAAGUAGGUGUUACACAAAGGCAGGCCGGAAACUCACUAGAGCUGAAGCAGAGCAUCCAGCCAGAUUGAUAUCUCGACGCCGGAGCAGUCCAACAUCCUUCGUCACAUUCGGCCAGUCGUGGGAUGAACGCCCUCCUGUGCGCGCUCUGCUACCCAGCGUUUGUCGAGUGAGUCAAGCCAGAUGUCUUCCCAUGUAUACGUUGCAUCUGACGCAGACGCAGACGCUGCACCGCCAGAGCUGGCUUUGUCUGCCUGCCUGA